Ictalurus punctatus (channel catfish) is the source of this 917-nucleotide messenger RNA. RefSeq names its product peroxiredoxin 3 (gene prdx3). Lineage: Eukaryota; Metazoa; Chordata; Actinopteri; Siluriformes; Ictaluridae. Gene Ontology annotation, biological process: hydrogen peroxide catabolic process; cellular response to stress; response to oxidative stress. The record is from RefSeq and is marked provisional. Gene Ontology annotation, cellular component: mitochondrion; cytosol. Gene Ontology annotation, molecular function: thioredoxin peroxidase activity.
ACACUUUCAAGAUGGCAGCCAUCGUUGGAAGACUUCUCCGGACUUCUGCAACCAGAGCAGCAGUGAGUGCACUGAGGAGUGGACUUUCAGUAACCACAGCUGCUGCACCCAGAGCCUGCUUCUCUAUCAGUACUGCUAAAUGGGCUGCAGCAGUUACCCAGCAUGCUCCACACUUCAAGGGUACAGCUGUCCACAAUGGAGAAUUCAAAGAGAUCAGCCUUGAUGGCUACAAGGGCAAAUACCUGGUUCUGUUUUUCUACCCGCUAGAUUUUACGUUUGUCUGCCCUACAGAAAUCAUAGCAUUCAGUGACAAGGCUAAUGAAUUCCAUGAUAUCAACUGUGAGGUGGUGGGUGUAUCUGUGGACUCUCACUUUACUCAUCUGGCCUGGACCAACACCCCUCGAAAGAGCGGAGGACUGGGAAAUAUCCACAUCCCCUUGCUGGCUGAUCUCAACAAGCAGGUCUCCAGAGACUACGGAGUCCUACUGGAGGGGCCAGGAAUAGCACUGAGAGGGCUGUUUAUCAUCGAUCCCAAUGGCAUCAUCAAACACAUGAGCAUCAACGACCUUCCAGUAGGCCGCUCUGUUGAAGAGACGCUGCGCCUCGUUAAGGCUUUCCAGUUUGUGGAGAGCCAUGGAGAGGUUUGCCCGGCCAGCUGGACCCCAAAAUCACCCACGAUAAAGCCAACUCCAGAGGGGUCUAAGGAAUACUUUGAAAAAGUCAACUGAUGUCCUGAAACUCAAAUUUACUUCUAGUAGAUGAUACCACAUAAUGCUUAGUUUGACUUGGAAUUGCACUACCCAAAUACAUGAACAGAAAAUGAUUUCAGUGAUCUGUAUAAAACAUGAGCUGAUUUGUUAGUGUUGUUGCUAUGUAUACAAAUAAAAGUGACACUGUCUGGUGUUGGUGAACCACUA